UCUGGACCAAGGUCAGACAUUGUCGACGGCGUGCAUACAAGUGGGGUAGAUCUGGAGAUCGCAAAAAACAUAAGUAAGAAAAGACCCGACCUCGUCAGAAAACUUUCCUGAAUGUCCGGGUCCUACGUUUCCACCAUGUUGUUCAAGAGCAUUAUCCCAGCGGCGGCUGUGUUCGCACGUGAAGCUGCCGCGCAAGCAGCUGGCACGUCGAAUACAGCAACGGGACUACCAGACGUCUUCCCUAAUGCCACGGCGACUUAUUUCGCGCCUGGCGUGCCUACAGAUGCACCAAUUCCGGGCAACUACACGAGUUACUUGCGACCAAGAGUGCAUUUCACUCCUCCUCGUUACUUCAUGAAUGACCCCAACGGAAUGCAUCGAUCACCAGACGGGACAUGGCACUUGUACUAUCAAUACAACCCCAUCACGCCAGUCGCUGGCAACCAACAUUGGGGCCAUGCUACUUCGCAGGAUCUGUACACCUGGACGAACCAGAAGAUCCCAUUCUUCCCUCCGAACGACUAUACUUACCUGUUCAGUGGUUCUGCCGUCGUCGAUACCAACAACACCUCAGGCUUCUUCCCCGAUCAAGACAAUGGAGUGGUUGCUAUCUACACAGCAGCCGAAUACCCUAAUGGCCAGCAGGGCGUUCAGUACCAGGCAAUUGCCUACAGCAGAGAUGGAGGAUACUCUUUCGAGGCCUACGAGGGCAACCCUGUUCUCAAUCUCAACCUUACGCAAUUCCGCGAUCCACAUGUGAUCUGGCACGCACCUACCUCGCGUUGGGUGAUGACUGUAGCAUUUGCUACCGAGUUCGUCAUUGGCAUCUACACCUCGCCCGAUCUCAAGGAAUGGGAAUUUGCCUCCAACUUCACCAGCCACGGCUAUCUUGGCGUGCAAUACGAAUGCCCCAACCUUGUACAGGUGCCCAUGCGUGGACAAGAUGAGCCUGUUUGGUUCCUUCUCAUCUCCAUCAACCCUGGUGGACCUCGUGGUGGCAGUGUAUCUCAAUACUUCCCAGGCGAGUUCAACGGAACCCACUUCGUUCCUUACGAUGGCGCAACACGCCUGACCGACUUUGGCAAGGAUAACUAUGCUGCACAGUUCUUCUACGGAACAGAAGCUGGUCAAGCACCAAUCGCUUUGGGCUGGGCAUCGAACUGGCAGUACACUUCUCUUGUCCCGACAGGUCUGAUCGAGAAUGGCCAGUUCCGCUCUGCAAUGACUGUGCCUCGCACGUUCGAGCUCGCCAACAUCUCCAUGCGCGGUUAUGACCUGGUCUCUGCACCAUACAAUAUCGAAGCUGUGCUCGACAACGAAUUGGCAUACAACUCCUCCCUUGGCAAUGGUUCUGUCAUCUCGUACUUUGCUGACAAGGUCGAGAGCGGCGCCAUCUACUUGGAAGCCAACAUCACUGGUCUGACCUCCACCACUCGUCGUGGCACUGCGAACUUCACCAUCUCCUCUUCGGUGACCGGAGAAUAUAUCCGUGGUGGAAUCAAGGUGGCUGGUGAGCCUGGCAUUUGGAUCGAUCGUGGAAACCUUUUGGGUUUCAGCGAGAACCCAUACUUCUCCGACAAAUUCUCCGAGGAAGGAACCUUCGUUCCUGACGAUGGAAGCUGGGACCUUAAGGUCGUGUACGACAACUCCAUCAUUGAGGUGUUCCUGAAUGGCGCCCAGGCUGUCGGAACUCUCUCCGUCUUCCCAAGCAGGCAGCUGGACACUGUGGCUGUGUUCGUUGGUGGCAUUCCAGCAAAUGCUAGCAGCAGCGUGGGCAUCUGGGGUCUGAAAGAUACCUGGGCUCCGCAAGCGGACGGUAACGGCACCGUGCAAGGCAAUGUGACCCAGUCCAGCGGUUACGUGAGCCAGAGGUCUUUGUUUGGAGAGCAGUAAAAGGACUAGACAUAUUUUAGGGAUGUUGAACGCCUUCAACGAAUAAUGUAAAGCAAUGUCAAGCAACGUAGAACAGCGCAGAUGCCUAUGAUACAAUCUCACAACAGUGCGAUCUUGAUGGUGAUGAUGCCUCUCGGCGCCCGCGUGCCUGUUCCACAGA
Molecule: messenger RNA, 2053 nt
Organism: Cercospora beticola
Lineage: Eukaryota; Fungi; Ascomycota; Dothideomycetes; Mycosphaerellales; Mycosphaerellaceae
Product: glycoside hydrolase family 32 protein
Biological process (GO): sucrose catabolic process
Cellular component (GO): cytoplasm; fungal-type vacuole
Molecular function (GO): sucrose alpha-glucosidase activity
Source: RefSeq, a predicted model, not a curated record